GAGCCGGCCCGGCGGGAGGAGGAGCGGGGAGGACAAGCGCCUGCCUACGGCAGGACCCCGAACUACAAACCGGGGCCUGCCGGGAGGAAGCGGAGGGACGCCGCGCAGGAAGCAGAGUGUGGCCGGGUCCGCCCCUGAGUCACCGGAGCGGCCUGCGCGGGCGGGCAGGGCCGGUGCCGCCUCUCCGUGCCCCGCCGCGCCAGCCCAGCCCGGCUGCGGGAAGCGCUGCGGAACGUGAGCGGAGCCGCGCCUGAGGGGGCGGCCGGGCCGGGCGGGGCGCGGGGGCCCGGCGGGCGGCGGUUCGCUUCCGCUGGCUGGCUGCAUGCAGCCGCAGAUUGAUAGAUCACAAACAGCUGUCCUGUGAAAACAAGGGGGGGAAAAACAAUCCAACUUGGCAACAAUGAGGUGUUUUCACUUCUGUAAGCUUCCAGGAAGAGUUAUGGGAAUCCGCCUACUACGCUUCACUUCUGUGGUGAUCAUUGUCUUACUUCUUGUGGCAGGUGCUUUAACAGCUUUGCUUCCCAAUAUCAAAGAUGACAAAAUGCCCAAUUUGAAAAGGGAACCGAAAACCCAGAGUCAGUCUGUCUUGGAUUCAUUUACUCUUAUUAUGCAGACAUAUAAUAGAACUGACUUACUGCUAAAGCUUUUAAAUCAUUAUCAAGCCAUCCCCCACCUACAUAAAGUAAUUGUUGUGUGGAACAACGUUGGUGAGAAGAUACCAGAGGAAAUGUGGAAUUCUUUGGGGCCCCAUCCUGUCCCUGUCAUCUUUAAAGUUCAAACUGUAAAUCGCAUGAGGAACAGACUCCAGAAUUUCCCUGAACUGGAAACAAAAGCUGUUUUAAUGAUGGAUGAUGACACACUAGUCAGUGCUCAUGACCUUGCUUUUGCCUUUUCUGUUUGGCAGCAAUUUCCAGAACAUAUAGUGGGAUUUGUUCCUAGAAAGCACAUUUCUACUCCUUCAGGUGUAUACAGUUAUGGCAGCUUUGAAUUGCAGAACCCUGGAUUUGGAAAUGGAGAUCAGUAUUCUAUGGUUCUUAUCGGUGCAGCAUUUUUUCAUAGUGGGUAUUUAGAAGACUUUCAAAGGCAACCAGAAGCUGUUUAUGCCUUAAUAGAUGGGACACAAAAUUGUGAUGAUAUUGCCAUGAAUUUUCUGGUAGCCAAGCAUACUGGAAAGCCUUCAGGAGUGUUUGUGAAGCCCGUUGAUAUAAGAAAUUUAGAAAAAGACACUAACAGUGGCUAUUCUGGAAUGUGGCACCGAGCAGAGCAUUUGUUACAGAGAUCUUACUGUGUAAAUAAACUGGUUAAUAUUUAUGAUGGCAUGCCUUUAAAAUAUUCUAAUAUCAUGAUUUCUCAGUUUGGUUUUCCUAAUUAUGCCAAUCACAAAAAUAAAAUGUAAGCCAGUGAAUUUAAGGGCUUGGAUGUUAAACAAUACUCAGUGAACUGUACUGAGUUCAAGGAGAGAAGAAGGUGUAAUUACUACAUCUUGGCCAUCCUUAUUUGUAGCCUCUGAUUUUUUUCCAUAUGUCUUUUUAUGUAUUCUUUUUCCUUUCUUACUAAUUCUCCAAGGUAAGUUUUGAGAAAACUUGAAGAAUAUACACUAAUGUUUAGCUGUGAUAAAAUCAUCUUCUUUCAUUAAAACCUGAAAAGCUAUUACAAUUAAUUAGACCAGUUCUUCAGAAUCACACAGACAAAAUUCACUCUUACCCUUCAGUGCUUAUGUUUUGAUUAUUUUUUUUUAAAUAUAUGUAUCUAGUCAAAUGAGGUCUACGCAUAUAUUUGACAGUUACAGGUAGAGAUGCUUCCUUGCCUUCCCCCUCCUGUCCUCACCUCUCCCUACACAGUUCCCAGUGAAACUGUAGAAGGGUUACAGUAAACUAUUGGCCAGGCUUCUAGACUCCUGUACAAAAUCCCUUUGAAGUUUGUAUAUAAGCUAUUCUAUUCUGAGAUGUUCCUGAAGCUGCUAUGAAAGCAAGCCAGAAAACAGUACCUCACCUUAAUCUCAGAUAGUCCUAAAACCAUUGCCUACAGUAUCAACUGUCACUGCUGAGGUAGUGGAAAGUGAUCUCUGAUGUGGCUUUUUGCUGUAUUAUUAAUUUGCCUGGAGUCGCUGAAACACUGAAAGCAGCUAAAAGGUAGAACCUAGAAGUUGGAAAUGUAAGAAACAUGAAUACAUGAAAUAUGAAACUUAAAAAAGCAGCCAGGAGAAAUGGAUGGGAUAUUACUUAAUAAUACUCUCUUAGUACUUAGUUUUAUUUUGAUAUUUUGCAUGUACAUUGUUACAAAAAUGUGCCCAAGAAAAUCCUCACUUUUUAAAAAGGUCUUAUUUACAAUUCCUAGUAAGAGCGAGCUGUUCUACAUUUAUUACAGGGUGUACAUUUUGUAAUAUUACAGAUCUACUGUUUUUUUAACUACUCUUUCAAAUGAAUAUUCACUUUUUGGUUCAUCUCUGGUUUUGGUGACUAUGACAACAGAAUUAAAAUGUGCAAUAAAUGGGUAAAACAUUACUAAAAAAAGUAUUUUAAGGUACAGUGUUAUUUGACAAGGCUGGACUGUUAUCAGUCUCUGAAUUCCCUGGCUUCAUCUCUAGGAAAAAGCAGAGCUAUUAUUAACAGCUUUUGUUGGAUUGGGACUCUCUAGUUCUGGAAACGUCAUGUUAACAUAGACAGGACAAACCUUUUACGUUGCAGUUACACAACUUUUUUGUGGUAUGGAGGGAAGAACAAUACAGGAAUCAAAUCUGGCAUCCAGAGUAGAUUUAUUUUCAUCUGCAUCAGCUCUUAAUUGAUUCUUAUUAUCAGUUUAAAGGUAUCUAUGGGCAAUCAAUAACAGCUAAUAUCUAGUACACAAAUAGCAUCUGCACAAAUGGUGUGUAAUUUUAACAUUUUUUGUAGUAAGUUGGCUGGAGAAAAAAUGGUUGAAAACUGUGACAAGUUCUUUUAGAGCUGGGCCGAUUCUGGAUGUGAGUCUUUGGAGGAAUGGAGGAUUCUGUUGCCUUGUUCUGUCAGUGUUAAAGGAUUUGGUUUCUGUUCAGUGAAGUCUUCCUAGUACUUUUGCAAGGGUGAAAUCUUAAAAUGGCAAUGUAAAGUCUGCUAAAUUUUGAUAGUGAGAAGUAGCUCCUAAUUACUGUGCAGUAGUGAUAUGUAUUAUACAACUUGCCUAGGGGUGGUUUACUGCAUUUCAUUUAUUUUAUGGUAUUCUGUAAUUUCUGUUCUGUGCAGUAUCAACUAGAAUUGAUAAGACUCACAGAUGUUGUUUACCUUACUUUUAAAAUGUGAAAUGAACUGUAAAUUCAGCCAAAUCUUAGUAAUGGGUUCCUUGUUGGGGGGGAAGGAGUUGUUUGGGUUGGUGUUUUUUUUUGUUCUUCUGUAUCAGUGAAAGAAUUAAUAGAACAUGCUUUUAUUAUACUGGUAAACUUAAUUUUACCAUUGUAAAAUAAAAUACAUAAACCA
Messenger RNA from Tyto alba (common barn owl), 3449 nucleotides. RefSeq names its product exostosin like glycosyltransferase 2 (gene EXTL2). The record is from RefSeq and is a predicted model, not a curated record. The transcript is spliced from 5 exons. Gene Ontology annotation, cellular component: membrane. Gene Ontology annotation, molecular function: glycosyltransferase activity. NCBI's taxonomy places the organism in Eukaryota, Metazoa, Chordata, Aves, Strigiformes, Tytonidae. Bases 401 to 1396 code for a protein of 331 amino acids.